AGCACACAAGAGGUUGAGAAAGUCAUAAGCCUGAUGAAGGAGACUAGCAAGCUACCCGGCCGCUGCGUCUACCUGAGCAUCCUGCGCGCGACCUCACACCGCGACGUGCUCGAGCUGUUCGUGCAGCGCGGCGGCUGGAACGUCCUCAACGAGUGGCUGCAGGACUUCCGGCAGGCGGAGAACAUGCCGUCGAUGCGUGAACUGCUGCGGUUGUUCAAGGACAUGCCCGUCAGCGUCGACGUGCUCAAGCAGAACAACACGCCGAAGAUCGUCAACAAGCUGACGAAGGGCGACGAUGAGGAUGUCAAGAUUCUGGCCUUGGCAGUUGUUCAGACAUGGAUGAAUAUUGUAAAGGGAGUGAGCAAUGGCCCUAGCAGUGCUGCUCCUGAAAAGAAGAUAAGUGAAUCUAAAUCAUCUAAGGACAAAUCGAAGUCUCAAAGUGAUAAAAAACUUGGUGAGCGACACAAGGGCUCCAGUAAAUCGUCGACCAGUGAUAAACAUAGAACUAGUGAUAAAAGCCGGACACAUAAUAGUGAGAAGCAAAAGGACAAAUCGAAACCUAGCAGUAAGGGGAGCAGUGAAAAGAAGAAGGAAAAAACUUCGGAAUUGGAAGACGUGAAACCCCUGCCUGAGCCCAAGGUCGAACCAAAGAAGCCUGUGAGAGAUCGACCAAAAACAGUGAAGACCUUUCACGCCAGAUUCCGUUCAACAGGUUUAGAAGAGGAAGCCAAUACUGCUGUCACAAAGAAGCAAGACAAGAAAAGGCCAAGUGAAUCUGACCUAUCCAAGCUGUUCGUACCCAGUGACAAGAAGAUAAAGCCAGCGAAUCUUAUCACACCUUACGAGGCACCCAAGACUAGCAAUGGCAGUGCCGAACCAAGCCCAACCAAAAAGACACCCCCCAGAGAGGAUGCUAAAAUCAAACUUAUUCCAGCAAAACCCAAGCCUAUCAUCUUGGAAAGCACUGGGUUUAUGGAUGCGUUAUCAACUCCUAUUUCUGCACCUAUUAGAAGGAAAAGAAAGCCUUCAACACAAGAUGUUAAGAAGCCCACUGCCUCUCCCACCGCCAGCAUCCCGAAGGUGCCAUCGUUCUAUAAAGACACGAUGGAGGAGACAACAGAACCAGAUCAGAAGAAGCCAAAGAAUGAUGAGGGAGAAGCUGAAGAGGAAAUGGAAGAGACAGCUGCUGGUGAUAAAGGCGACUUUGGUACCACUAAUGAAAACAGCAGUGAGAGUAGCAAGUUGGAAGGUCCGGUAUCUGUUCUGUCGGACGUUUGCAAGAAGAAAAAAUGCAAGAAAUCUGUGAGCUGGGCUGAAGAGACUGAACUGCGAAAUUACCACUACUUCGAAAUGAACGAUGAUGAGCGAGUGAAUGUAAACAAGGCAGGCACCUUCAUGGAUCUGAAGCACCAGGAUAUGCAGAGGGAGCGAAAGGCACUAGAUUCGGCUAAGCGAAUAUUGCUAGAGGACAAAAUGCAGGAGCAGAUAUCUUGGCGACUCCCACCUCUAAUCAGCGGCAUGUCGUUCGUACUGGUCGACCGCGGUUGCAACAGCACGGAGAGGGAGCUGCAGGCGCAGCGGGAAACACAAGUGCUUGCUUCACUCUACUUCAGCAAGGAUGCGAUCCCAUUGAGCCCCCUUGAGCCUGAUCCAAGCCGAGAGGAGCAAGUCGAUCCCAUCGUCGUUCCACUAGACGACUGUCGGAAUCUCUCGCGUUGCACCAGGCCGACCCGUCGCAUGGCCCGGUACGAACCCCUACGAUGAGCGCAUCGCAGCAGACGGCGAUAUGUACGGUCAGCUCCCCCGGCGGACAAUUCUACACCGGCAGCCUCCCUCCCGCCAUCACCAACCUGCUAGCGAGCCUGCAGCAGGGCAAGGACGAGUUGCCGACGGCAACCAACGAACGGCAUGAUAGCAGACUGCUCGGGCCGUCUUCGCUCGAGCUGCGAAGAGUCCUGACGUCGACGGUGGCGGCCGUCAAAGCAAGGCAUACUCAAUCUCCAUUGAAGGGUGGCCAGGCCGGUGCUUCGGAAAGCUUGUCACAACUACCAGAGAGUGAAGAGGAACUUACCGAAAAGUUGAAAGAGAUUCUUGGCAACAUACACAAUACAAUGGACGCCCCCGAAGAAGGAAUUCCACGCAGUGGGCCACCUCGAGGGUUGUUGAGACAUCCCGGAUUGAUGGGGUAUGCUCCUGGGAUGCCAGCACCUAGACUCGGACCUGGUCCGGGAAUGUAUCCCAACAUGCGAGGCCCAAUGAUGAUGCGUGGUCGCCCACCGUUCUUUCACCGUGGGCCACGGCCGCGAGGAUUCGUGCCAAGACAAGUGUGUCGCAACUUUGUGGCUCCCGGUGGCUGCCGAUUCGGAGAUGCCUGUCACUUCCUACAUCCCGGCAUCAAUGGCCCACCAUUGUGAUCAGUGGCUUCUCCUGUGAGCAUUGACGAUAGCUGCUGUCCAACAGUGGUUGCUCGCCCGGUUUUGCACUGCCGACCGUCGUCACGUAACCAGUCGUCAUUCGCUGUGCUGAAUGCCUUGUGUGUCUUGCACGUUGCUGUGCCGUGUACUAUACACACACAUUGAACUGGAGUCGCUGUAGAUGCGGCAGAAUGUGUGACCGGAACUGUUGACGUAAGCAAUGGACGCUGCAUAACUGCCGUACGGAUGUGCGAUGCCACGCGUUGUUUAUGUCGUUGUUUGACCCCGGGUACCUGAAAGGGCCUGAGGCUCAACGUUUAAUAGACGGCGUGUGAUUACGGAAUGGUGCUGCUAUAACCGGUGAUUGCUGCAAAGGCGGUGAUGCCACAGUGACCACCCACGAAGCCAGGGAUGCCACGAUUGCUGCCUGCAAAGGCGGUGAUGCCACAGUGACCACUCACGUGUUCAGGGAUGCCACGAUUGCUGCCUGCAAGGGCAGAGAUACCACAGUGACCACUCGCUUGUCCAGGGAUGCUGCAGUGACUGCCUACAUGGCCAGUCACAGUCACUGCCUGUGCGACCGUGGUUCCACAUUCUCGUGCUGUCGUCAACGAGAAAAGUAGCAUGGAUUUCAGAUGUCAUUGGGAAUGAGAAGAAUAUGCCAUGAGUGGGGAAAAAAUCCUUGAAUGUGACAAGAAAUAAUGAUGUUACGCGCUCUACUGUCCCUUCUAGCUCAGCGGAAACUAUGGUACUCCAGUAUAGCAUGGCCUUUUCCCUUCCACACACAAGCUCCAUGAGAAAUGCAAUCCAAUCGUGAACCAAGCACUUGAAGAUGCUGCGAUACGGCAGAGGACAGCCGUGAACUGAGACUCUGACGUAAUGUUUUCUACAAGCUCCAGUACCUAGUGGCUUUUUGAUUUACACAAGUGCUCUGUGUUUUUUUCUUCCCUCAAGCAGGCAUUACACCUGUAUCUUCCGACUCCACGCAACCCCCCCCCCCCCCACACCACCACCACUGGCACUGCCAGAUUCCUACUUGCCUGUCACUUUACUUCCAAAAUACACUUAACCACUAAAUAGAUGGAUUAUGGGUCAAGGUGCAAAAUAUUUUUUCCCAGUUAGGAUUAGGCACAACCUUAAAUAAUAAGAAUAAUAAGCACGAAUGCAUUUUAAAAUAACUAAACAUACAUUCAGAAGUUCCCAUAAAUAUUACAUAAGUGAUAGUUAACAACAGUUUGGUUUAAAUUUCGUACAACUCCCUUGACUCCUCAUUAUCAGUCAAUAUGAGUGUGUGCGUGCGUGUACGUGCGUGGGUGCGUGGGUGCGUGUGGGUGCGUGCGUGUCAGUCUGAAACGACCGAGGUACAAAUUUAUAUCCGUCUGUUCUGUGUAUAGUGUAUAUACACGCACAAAAUACGCUGGGAACUUCAUUAAAUAAUGCUAGGUUUUGUAUUUAGAUAAGGGCUGCUGUGCUCAUAUGGCAACGGUUGUGGACUUAACAUUCCAUAUUUAUUCAUCGUUUUAACUAACGAAAAAGCAAAUUGAGCCUCGCGUUACCCGUUCUAUGAGUUAAGGUCAUUUGUUUUGAGUUCUAACUAAAUUAAUUUAAAGAUUUCUGUGUUUCAUUAAUCGAUGAAUGAUCAUUUGCUUUUGAAUGAGUUGCCACGAACUUAUCUUUUCAAGAAGCCCAAGUAGAAGCCUGUCAUGCAAUGGCGGAAUGCACUUAUGAAUGUAUGUCUGUCAUGAAUGUAGCAGUAAAUCUCACUGACAUGAGCGCAGGUAGAGGAGCGUUAACGAAUCACAUAAAACGUUUAGCAUCAACUAGUCUGCAUCACUGACGACAGUGAACCUAUGUAUACCAACACUGAACCCAUGUAUACGACGUAUACCUAUGUAUCCGCAUACAUAAAUUCGUGUGACCCACUAAAUAUGGGUUUCUGCGAUGCUGUGUAGUGACAGCAGCUCGUGUAGGCAGUAGUUCAGCACCCGCAGUGCAAUGUCGCCAUGCUCCUUCUGCUUAAUUCUUCAAUUAAGUCAGUAUGGUUACCUGCAGCUUUGCUGGAGCGUUUAUCAUAUAUACGUGAUGAGCUUGGUACAAGUCUAGGCGUCAGUGUCUCAUCGAUGGGCCGUUAGCGGUGCCCCACCUUGUGAAUGUCCUCCCCCUCCUCCCCCCUCCAUUCCUGCAUUUCUCCCCUCCCCCUCCCUUCACAGGCAUCAUCGUUGUCGAAUAGACACGUCUACUAAGUAUGUUCAGUUGGUUUUGUACGCGAGUCAUUUCCCCGUACGUUUCCUGUCGAUCGCAUAGACAUGUAAAUAUUGAGAAGUCAUUAUAUUUUUGUACAUUUUUGUACAGAUUUCAGAUGGAAGAAUACACCUUUAUUUUUUAUAUGAAA
Priapulus caudatus is the source of this 4806-nucleotide messenger RNA. Its product is annotated as serine/threonine-protein phosphatase 1 regulatory subunit 10-like. The record is from RefSeq and is a predicted model, not a curated record. Lineage: Eukaryota; Metazoa; Priapulida; Priapulimorpha; Priapulimorphida; Priapulidae.